AUGCCCGAGUUAGGGAUGAGUGAUUCGUCGCACUGUAACGCUCCAGACGUGAGUUUGGAGCACGCGACUUUUCCCCAUCUCACUGGUGUUGAGUGGGAUGCCCUAAAUCGACUCGCGGCGAUAUCUGGAGAGGCAUUACUUGUGUCGCUGUUUAAAUUAGCGACUACAGAUGGACAGUGGCUUGCCAUGCACGCUUUCGUGGCCCGCGAGCUCGCCGAAUCAGAUCGGCGAGGUUUAAUUCCCUCGCGACUUUUACGGAACGAUGCCGUGAAGAUGGAGACCUCCGUCUAA
Molecule: messenger RNA, 291 nt
Organism: Peronospora matthiolae
Lineage: Eukaryota; Oomycota; Peronosporomycetes; Peronosporales; Peronosporaceae
Source: the annotation of a GenBank genome assembly